AAAAAAUAAUUUUGAAUUAAAUUUAAAUGGAGAAGGUAUACAACAAGCUAAACCGUUUGACCAUAAGUGAUUUUGAAAAAAUUCUGAAUGACCUAAAUAUCAGCCAUUCACGCUGUAAGACAAAGAACGAUUACAUCAGAGCCUUCCUUAAAAAGAAAGCGAGAUCUGCUAAGCUCACACCUAAGAAAAUAAUGAAAAAGCGUGCUAAGAAGAUUAAGGAGGGAAAAGAUUUUGAUGAGUCCUCAGUCAGCAGUUACUACUCAAAGUGUAUCAUUGAAGAUAUGGAGGAUUCAGAUGUUCAUAAUGUCGAAAGCUUCAUCAAACAUGCCAAACCAUCUAGAUCUAAAAGUUCCAAAUCCAGGAAGAGAAGAAAGAGUACUCCCAAAAAGACGAAGAAUAAAGCAGUAAAAGUUCAUGAGAAGGAGGAAGUAUCUACUCUUUUUCAAACACUUCCUUCACCUAGUAGGAAGAAGAUUCAGAAGAAGAGUACUGGCCAGCCAAAAUCCAGUAAGAGGGUAGUAACUAGGCUAUCUGCAUCAGCAACCUCGACUCCUAAGAAAUUAGAUAUAAUCUCUGAAGCUUUAAGAUCAGAGUAUGAAGAGACUCCUUACAAUGGAGUCGUUAUCUCAGAAAUAAGUGAGAGAGAAGAAGUCUCAUCAUCUGAUAGAGAAAUAUGUGAAGAGCCAUACCCUUUUUCUCCGGAUACUCCUGAAAAUACGAGAGAUCAGCUCAGAAAGAGAAACGGAAGACCUACCAGGAUGGAAAUCAAGGAUCAUACUCCAAUUAGAUCAAUCUUAAGACAACCAAGAGAGGAUAUACAAAACCCUGAAGAGAGAAGAACUCCUCUGAAGAGGUUAAUAGAAAUGCAGCAGAGGUUCAUGACUCCAGUUAAGAAGUUUGCCUCAAGAGUUCAAAGCCGUGUAGAGGGUUCAUACCUGAUAAAAUCAGAAAUGGUUAGCACAAUCUUACUAAUCUCAAUGGUGACUGCCUUUAUGCUAGCAGGAGCUAUCAAUUAUGCUGGAAAGGUUCCAGCAGCCAAUUAUAGAUUUCCAGUAAAUGCUACCAUCAAGCAUAUGGAAUACGAUAAUUUAGAAAGAGCUUAUGUCUGUCAAGAAGGCACCCUCAGUGUUGGACAUUUAUGAGCAAAAGAAGGAGAUCAAGACUAUAUUGAUGAAGUAUUAGCAAUCAACUCAGAUUUUGAUGAGCUUAUCCAGAAUUAUGACAGAUGAGGUGGUAUUGUUAACCCUAUUGUGAGACCAGUAGCACACCCAGAGACCAUGAAAGAAAUAGCAGAAAAUGACUUAUUUAAACAUAGGAUUCAAUACAAAGAGUUAGGAGCUGGGGAAUAUAGUUUUAGUAUCCAUAAGGACUUCAAGGUAGUUCCAACGUCAUUAAGUCGUAUCCAGUGCUCUUUAAAGAACUUGUUUGGCACAGGAAAUGGAGCAAAAAUACUGUUGAUAUUCUUACUGCUACUAGUAAUAGCAUUUGCUUGAUAUAAAGUCUGCCAAAUCAUCCAAGAAAGUGACACAAGGACAGCAAAGAAAAUUUUUAACCUGAUACUAAGAGAAAUGAGGGAGACUGGGAUGUACAGAAAUGGGUUGGAUCCAAGCAACAUUUACACAUGGUAUUCCUCAAAGACAGAUCUCACAAAAGAAGAAUUUGAUUCCAGAGUGCUCCCUUGGAUUCAAGUCUAUUUCAAUGAAUCAGAGAUAAUCAGAAGCACGAUGAACAGAACUGGAGUUGCCGUAUGGAAACUUGUGGAAUAAUCAUGCUUUAAAAUUUUCAAUGAGAAAUUUUAUUAAA
This is a messenger RNA of Moneuplotes crassus, 1803 nucleotides long. The record is from the annotation of a GenBank genome assembly. NCBI's taxonomy places the organism in Eukaryota, Ciliophora, Spirotrichea, Euplotida, Euplotidae.